Molecule: messenger RNA, 1320 nt
Organism: Etheostoma spectabile (orangethroat darter)
Lineage: Eukaryota; Metazoa; Chordata; Actinopteri; Perciformes; Percidae
Product: condensin-2 complex subunit D3
Exons: 10
Coding region: 1-1320 (439 amino acids)
Biological process (GO): mitotic chromosome condensation; meiotic chromosome condensation
Cellular component (GO): condensin complex; intermediate filament; condensed chromosome, centromeric region
Molecular function (GO): histone binding
Source: RefSeq, a predicted model, not a curated record
AUGAGUCACGGAGACCGUUACACCUCGUCGUCCUACCGGAAGAUUUUCGGGGAUUCUCCCAAGUUCCCCGUGGCCUCCUCCCGCAUGGGCAGCGCCUCUCACCGGGGCUCCCCGGGGCUCCGGGCCAUGGCUGGCUCCCGCAACAGCGGGUCCUCCCUGAGCCUGUACAGACGGAUCGGCCGCUCCACCUCUUACUCUCCGGUACCCAGUGACUCCCUUGACUUGACCCAGACCUCCGUGGUCAACAAUGAAUUCAAAGUUAUUAGAACUAACGAGAAGGAGCAGCUGCAGCAGGAGCUGAUAGAACUACGCUCGCAGGUGGAUGAGCUGAGCCGGGACAAGAACCGCAUCCUUAUAGAAAGGAACAACAUGGAGGACGAGCUGCAGAUGGUGGAGAGUGAGUUUCGAAGCCAUGGAGCCCAGGCUGUGGGUAUGCUGACGUCUCAGAUGGCAAGUACAGACUAUGCCUGCUUCAUCAAGUGGCUGUUUAACUACUCCAGACACUCAAAGAUGGUGUGCCGGCUGUUUUCCGUGGAUGUGGUGAUGGUUUUGCUGGAGCAGCCAGAGAGGAGGCCGGAAGAGUGUCUGGACCCAGAGCUCACCUGCUUCCUGCCACACAAGUUCUUGAUCCAGAGCCUGCUGUUUGCUCGGCGGAUGGACGACUCGCCCACUGUUCUCGCCUGCCUGGCCCAGUGUCUGGAGCUGCCUUCUUUCAACGUCACGCGGGCUGUCCACAACCUCUUCUCUGCUACUGGAACCCAGACAGUACUGGAAGGUGAAAUUACAGAAGGAGGUUCCCAAAACAGUCAGAAAACCUACCGCACUCUGCCGUUCAGGACUGUGGAGAUGAGCACCACUGACGUCUCCGACUGUGACGCAAAAGAGAACCUGGCUCUUCUCCUGAAGCGUGUAAAAGAUUUGAAGACUAACGUGAGAAAAUCAGCAUUGCAGGCCCUUGUGGGUCUCCUGAAACACAACGUAAUCCCCAUGAGCUGGGAGAACCUGGCUAUACUGUCAGAGCGGUGCAGAGACCCAGCUGUUUCUGUGAAGAAGAAGGCCCUGCAGUGUAUAGGAGAGCUGCUGACUGCUAAACCAGAGUGCAGUGUGGUGCAGAAGGCAUGGCUUCAGGGCGUGGUGCCAGCUGUGGUAGACUCUGAAAACUCAGUGCAGGACAAGGCCCUGGAGGCUCUGGACCAAGUUCUGCUAAGCCAGGUCAAACCGUACUCUGCCAGUCGCCACCUGGAUGCCAGUCAGAGGCUGACCUGGGACCUGCUAGGCCUGCUCUGUCAUGAUUGCCAGAACCUCAGCUCUUGUCUGUAG